CAUUUCUCAGACAUUUCUGAGACGUUUCUGAGACGACUCCGACCAUCUCAGGACAGGGGAACCUAUCUGAAGAGGAUCCAUCGACUCCUCCUCCAGAACAAGGAGAAGUUGGCCCGGAUCCUGACGCGAGAGAACGGAAAACCGCUGAAGGAGAGCCUGGGAGAAGUGGAAUUCUCGGCGAGCUUCUUCGAAUGGUACGCGGAGGAAGCCCGUCGCCUCUACGGGGAGCACAUCCCCGGCACAGCCGAGUCCAAAGUCUGCAUUCACGUCCGGGAGCCCGUCGGGGUCGCCGCGCUCAUCACGCCU
This is a messenger RNA of Darwinula stevensoni, 306 nucleotides long. The record is from the annotation of a GenBank genome assembly. Lineage: Eukaryota; Metazoa; Arthropoda; Ostracoda; Podocopida; Darwinulidae.